Molecule: messenger RNA, 3781 nt
Organism: Solanum dulcamara
Lineage: Eukaryota; Viridiplantae; Streptophyta; Magnoliopsida; Solanales; Solanaceae
Exons: 6
Coding region: 498-3440 (980 amino acids)
Biological process (GO): SCF-dependent proteasomal ubiquitin-dependent protein catabolic process
Cellular component (GO): SCF ubiquitin ligase complex; cytoplasm
Source: RefSeq, a predicted model, not a curated record
GGAAAAACGGAGUGUUCAACUUCAUAGUAUAACCAACUCAGCAUACAAUCAUGCAGAUUAGCAAGUGCUUUUUCAUUCCUUUGUGGGGAAAAUGCUUUUGCUUUGUACAUGUGUGAAAACUUUUUCAGAAUUAUCUGCAACAUUGCAAAAGAAUAAUCUUCCUCAAAUGACAAUUAUUAUACAAAGAUUCUACAGAUUAUGUUACUUAAAUAGUCUUCAACUACUUCUCCACUAUAUAAAUACCCCCUUUCUCCAGCCCUUAGUGAUUAUACACCGUUUUCAUCCCUUUUGUAUGAUUUUCUUGAUUCUCUCUUGUUUCUUGAUUCUUUUGUGUGAGUUUGAAUUGAGACUUUUUUCACUGAAAUAGUUGAUUUUUUUUCCCUGAUACUUUGUUUCUUUGUUACGCUACUUUUUAUCUGAUCAAAACCCUUGAAUUCUUCACGAGGUUUUGGGUUUGAUUGGACUUUUAGAUUUUUGAGUUUCUGGGUUGGUUUAGAAUGGAUCCAUUGGAUAGGAAUAAAAGAAAUGGCGAGGGUAUAAAUUUGAGAGAUGGGAUUGGGGUGGAGCCAUUGAGUAUGAAUCAAAGAAAUGGGAUGGAGGGCAUGAAUUUGAGUGAUGAGACUUGGAUGGAGCCAUUGAGUGGGAAUCAAAGAAAUGGGAAUUUGAGUGGUGAGACUUGGAUGGAGCCAUUGAGAAGGAGUCAAAGAAAUGGGGAGGGCAUGAAUUUGAGUGAUGAGACUUGGAUGGAGCCAUUGAGUAGGAAUCAAAGAAAUGGGGAGGGUAUGAGUUGGAGUGAUAUUAUUUGUAUGGAGCCAUUGACUAGGAAUCAAAGAAAUGGGGAUGGCAUGAAUUUGAGUGAUGAGACUUGGAUGGAGCCGUUGAGUCGGAUUCAAAGAAAUGGGAUGGAGGGCAUGACUUUGAGUGAUGAGACUUGGAUGGAGCCAUUGGGUAGGGAUCAAACAGAUGGGGAGAGUAUGAGUUUGAGUGAUUUCAUUUGUGUGGAGCCAUUGAGUAGGAAUCAUGGUGUGGAUUUGAGUAAUGAGAUUUGUAUGGAGCCAUUGAGUAGGAAUCAAAGAAAUGGGGAUGGUAUGAAUUUGAGUGAUGGGAUUGGGAUGAAGAGGGUUCCUGGGGGAGUGGAAGAUGACUCAGUGGUUAAAAAAAUUAGGCUUGGUGAAGAAUUUGAUGAAAUAUUUGGUUCUCACAAAUACACUGAUGAGAAUGUUGCUUUAGAAAAGGUUAAGGAUGAGCAUCUAGAGAGUAAAAGCCAAUUCAUGGUUUUUGAAAAACUCGAUGAAAGUAUUGGGCAUAUAGGUAAAAUGGACAUUUUGAAAAGGGGAGGGGUCAAGAAUGGGGCAGUGGGUGCUGGAGAAUUUAUUGUUGGGUGUCAAGAAGGUGGACUUUUAAGUGUACCAGAAGAAGAGUCUCACAAUGCUAUUCAAAUGUCAAAUUGGAACUUAGGGAAUGUUAAUGGGGGCAGUGAAUUGGGUUUUGAUUUUAAUGUUUCAGUUAUGGAAGCAGCCAAUGGAAGUACUUUAGUUGGUAUGCUGGAGGAUACUCAGAGGAUUAUUGAAUUAAAUGAAAUUAGGUCUGAUGUGAGUGAUCACAGGGAAGAAAGAGUGAACAAAGGAAAGGCGGAGCAAAUUGAGGAAAUAAUACCUUAUGUCGCCUUCGGAAAUUGCAAACUUGAGUUGGGAGUGAUGACCAAAGACCAGGAUAUUUGUGGAAGUAGUUCAUUGGGCGGUGAGAAGAGAUACACCAGAGAACAAAAGGGAAAGGCUAAGGUUGACAACACUUGGCUGUCACUUACAACCUUGCCAAUGGAGUUGGACUUGCAACACAGCAAGCAGCAGCAGGAGGCUGUUUCAACAUUGCUGCAGCUAGGAUCCAUCCAGCAUAGACAAAGUGUUGAUGUGUUACCAAUGGAAAAUGCUGAAGUUAAUUUGAUUGCUGAACAUGCAACAAGACAAAAAAUUGCAUUAAGGGAAAGGGCUCCUCGCUUUGCGCGCUUUGAAGCUCCCCAUGAAGGCUCUUCUAGUCCGGAAACAAAAUUGCCAACUUGGGAAACUAUUAAAGAUCAAGGGAACACACCCGAUCCCUUUUCUACUGCAUUGAAGAAGAUUAGGGAGUGUAUACCUAAACGAAAGGAUGAGAAAUUGGUUAGACGGGAAGCUUCUCCAAAUCCUGAGAAUAAAGAGUUUCAUUGUGUGUUUCCUUCGCUGCUAGAUCUUUCCUUGAAAACCCUUGCAGAAAAUGCUGAAGCAAUAGUUUCUCUUGAAGGUGUCCCUGAUAUCUUGAGGCGGCGAUUGACUGAAUUGCUCUGCAAUUCUAGGAAAAUGAGUUCUCAUAUGUUGGACCUUCUUAUUCAAGGAUCACCAACUCAAAUUCGUAUAAAGGACUGUUCAUGGUUAACAGAAGAACAGUUUUGCAACUCAUUUAGAGACUUUGAUAGACGAAACUUGAUGGUGCUUCAACUAGAUCUUUGCGGACAACCCACACUUGAUCAUGUGUUGGGUACAACCAUUGCUCCGGCUUCAAAUAGCUUACCUAAUUUAGCCAUCUUGUCACUGAGGGGUGCUUGUCGGAUGUCUGAUAGAGCUCUGGAAACACUUGUUACAUCAGCUCCUUCUCUACAGUCCAUUGAUUUGAGUCAGUGCUCCCUUUUGACCCACACUAGUAUUGGUAUUGCAGCCAACUCAUUGGGAUCAAUUCUCAAGGAGCUCUGUAUAGAUGAUUGCCAGAGCAUAGAUGCAAUACAUAUAUUACCUUCACUGGAGAAGAUGGAGUGUUUGGAACUGUUGUCGGUAGCUGGAAUUCAUAGUGUAUGUGAUCAGUUUGUAAGCGAGUUACUUACAGCACGUGGUCAUAAUAUAAAACAGCUUGAUAUUUCCCGCUGCCAGAAUCUGACUGAUCAUUCCCUGAAGUUUAUUGGAGAUACAUGUGCUAACUUGCAUUCAUUAAAUAUUUCAAACUUGAGUAAAUUGACAGAUGUGGGACUGCAGUUUCUCGCGAAUGGUUGUCGAUCAAUCCGGAAACUCAUAUUUUGCCGUAAUAAUUUCAGUGAUGAAGGGAUUGCUGCAUUUUUGGAAGCUUCUGGAGCAUGUUUGGAGGAACUUUCACUGAAUAAUUGCUCUAAGGCUAGCACUAGCACUGCCUUCUCACUAGCCAAAAGUUCAAGAAAAUUACUGCAUUUGGACCUAUCAUGGUGUCGCAGAAUAAGUGACGAUGAGCUAGUGCUGAUUGUAGACAGCUGCUUGUCGCUCAAGCUACUCAAACUCUUUGGCUGUACACAGAUAACAGAUGUAUUCAUAAAUGGCCACUCAAACACUGUAGUGCAGAUCAUUGGAUUGAGUAUGACUCAGAUAUCUGAUAAGAUUAGCAGGUUUGACGGCGUGGAAGUUCUGUUGAAAUAUUCACCAGUAGUGACAUCUUCUAAUUCAUGAAGGACACUUGACAUUAUGAUUGAAGAUACAUCUAAAGAUUCCUCAAUGCACAGCAUUGCUGCACCUAUUGGAACAAAUAGAAAUUGCCUUUUUGUUGUAAUCUUUUCUUUGGAACAGCCUCUCCUUCCUUAUUUUCUAAUUACAUUUUACUUUACAGGUCAUACAUGAUCACUAGACAAUGGUUGCCAAAAUUUGGCCUCACAGGCUUAUAGCAAUACCUCUCUUGUCUUCAACGUUAUAGCUUGUUUCUUUCUGACAAAAGAUUACAUCGAGUUGAUUACUAUAACAAGUAUCUCCUCCUUGCUAAAUCAUUCAAGUCAUAAUGACCUGCUUGGUUCCCA